AUGACUAGAUCGGCAAGAUUGGCCAUCAUACCGAACGAUGCGGCUAUGGCAAGGCUCUAUGGUCUACCCAAAGUUCGCAAGGAUGGUGCUCCCCUUCGUCCAAUCGUGUCAGUGCACGACACACCCAUUAUUAACCAGACCAAAUGGAUGUUCCGACGCUUGAACCCUGUCACCUUGGGCUCCGAUACGACAGUCCGACUAGCCACGGAUUUCCUGGAGAAACUCACUGGGUUACAACUCGAGAUAGAUGACAUCAUCAUAUUAUUCGACGUCACCUUACUUUCACCUCGAUCCUACAGAGCCGGGCCAUUUAAACUGUAA
Messenger RNA from Dibothriocephalus latus, 321 nucleotides. NCBI's taxonomy places the organism in Eukaryota, Metazoa, Platyhelminthes, Cestoda, Diphyllobothriidea, Diphyllobothriidae. The record is from the annotation of a GenBank genome assembly.